CACCUUGCCAGGUGGGCAGCAGUAAGGAACAUCUGGCGUUCUGUGAGGAAGGAUUAUGGGGAAGGGAGGACUGUGAAGAACAGGUGCAACUUUGUAGGUGGAAACAUCUGCUUUGGACAUUUUUCGGACGUGUUCGUACGCACUGCUGCACUUCGGGACUGAAAAUGAAUGGUAGAACAGAAUGGAAGGCAACAGACAGCACAUCAAUCCCAAGGAGGAGAUGCGCCAAUUCUUUUAGCGGAAUGUCGCAUGUUUGCCCCAAAAACGGAGUGGAUGCAAGCUGUCGAGCAUCACUGUUGGCAGCACAACACGAAGACCCCGCCAGCUACUAGCUAGUACCGGAAGCUAGGUUGGGCUCUCCACCCAUCAUCCUCUUUUACAAGAGAAGCAAGAGAUCAGAUUGAUAUCGGCCAUACACCAUACACACAACUGCUGCUACUGUACUCCUGCCAUCCAUGUCAAUGAACAGAAAGCAUUCAAGUUAACUUACAUCUACUAGCUAGUGCAAAGAGGCGAAGAGCGAAGAUACUGGCUCGACUCGCAAAGAUACCGCGGCGUGGACGGCCUUGUUAGUCUCGCCACGGGGUCUUUCAAGAGAGAGAAAGAGUUCCUGUUACGAGUGGCUAGACAGAAGAGUUGAGUGUUCAAGCAGCAACCAACGAGAGGCAUCAGGAGAGACCAGAAGGACCUCUUUUCUCCACAAAGGAGCAGCGUGGAUGCUGGAGUCGUGUGGUGUGAUAGACUCGUGACUCGCAGUUUCCGUACUGUUCCUUUGGUGUUGUGGUGAAACCAUCAAGUCAAUUGAGGACAGUCAAGAUGGAUCCAACAUUUGGAGGGCAAGAGCUGUUGGAGUCUUUGUCUCAGGCGUCUUCGACGAGCAAGAGUCGCAAGUCGAACGACGGCUCCCGAGGUUCCAAAGGCUCUUCACGAGGCAGCAGCAAUUCGACGCUGACGUCGGCGCACACGAAUCCAGUCGAAGAUGCGUAUCGUCGAAUAGGACAAGGGCUGUCGCAACGAGCCCAGGGCGUUGGAGAUACAGACUAUCAUAACAGUCAGAAUCAUCGACAGCGACAGCCAUCUUCACGAACAGCUCGUCUGGGCACUCAUCCUUCGGCGUCUUUUACCAAGUACCAACGACCUGCCAAAAAGCCAUUCAAUCCACAUGAAGCGGCUGCUUCUGCCAUGAACCCUCUUCACGGGCCUCCCACUCCCAAGGUCGCAAAGUUGGGAGGAUCCUUUCAUGAUCAUGGAUCUUCGGGGGCUUCCACAGGCGGGGGAUCUGCCACGACAGCCAGUGGCAAACCCAAUCAAAAACUGCUCAAACGAAUUACGCUUCAAGCCAAAGAAACAUUCCACAAAUGGAAACGACAACAAAAGGCUGGAUAUGUCAACAAGUACGCUCCUUCGGCAGGCAGUUUGCCAGGCACACUCAGUACCAGUAAUAGCUCACAUUCAGGACACACCAGUGCCACCUCUUACACUACCACUGCAGGAGGAUCCUCUUAUGGAAGAUUGACGGAACAACAAUUGCUACUCCAACAGCAACAACAACAGGCCAUGUCCAUGCCUCAUGAUGGCACGUCUCCUCAACGAUAUGCUGCCAUGCAAAUGCAAUUACAGCAACAACAGCAGCACCAGCAACAACAAAUAUCGACCGGUGCGCCACAAGGACCCAACCCACAGGGACCACCUCCCAAGGGAUUGUUGUCGGCUGUCCUCGAAGGAGGAUCCGAAUCCACCUUUGAAAGUGAAUCCGUGCACAGCUUGCCCACCAUCACCUCGCAACAAACGGGAAUGAGCAAGGCGGGGUCCGUACGGACCAGUAAUUCCCAAAAGUCCGCCUACCAUCAAUAUCCCGGACCUGGGUCGUUGCCGGGAAAUGGUGGAGGUACCAGUAUGUUGUCAUCCUCCCUAAGAGGCGGUAGUGCUCAUGGAGGCGGCAUUGGCGCCUCCGUCGUCAACAAUGAACCAUCAUUGCAUUUCGCAACACCUCGAGGUCGAUGUCUGACGCAACCAUCCGAUCCGGUCGGAAGCGAAGGACUCGACAAUGUUGAAGGCAACCUGAUACUCUGUCAAAACGAUAUUCUCAUUGUCCCAUCGCGAAGUCACACUCGAGGACCCAACGUCGGCAGCAAUCAAAAUAUCAUUAGCAGCAAGGGAUUGGAGUUUCACGUGCAGUCUCUACUCGGACAAGGUACUUUUGCUCAAGUCUUUUGUUGUUGGGAAUCCGUUUCCAAAAAACAUGUGGCCCUCAAAAUCAUCAAAAACAAACCCGCCUUUACCAAACAAGCUGCCGUCGAAAUUGAAGUCUUUCGAGCUCUUGCCGCCAAAACGACCGAUCCCAAUAACAGCGACAAUAACACCAACCCCGACGAUCCCGCGUCGGGAGUUGGUGGAUCGACACCGUCAUCGCCGCAUAUGGUCUCCUUGCUGAGUUCCUUCAUGUACAAGUCACAUCUCUGUCUCGUAUUUGAAAAAUUGGGAUUGAAUUUGUACGAAGUCCUCAAACGACGACAAUUUCGUGGAUUGCCGCUUCCAAUGGUACGAAGUCUGGCGCGACAAGGCAUUGAAGGUGUCAAGGAACUGGCCGGGAAAACCAUUGUGCACUGUGACUUAAAGCCCGAAAAUAUUCUCCUCGUGGGCGACGACGUCGAAAAGGACGUGGUUGGAGCAGGCGAGAGCAAACACAACAAGAAUGACGGUGGUCCCCCGACAACGGCGAGUAGUGAUGCCAGCGUGGUUAGUGCUUCCUCCAAUACCAGCAAGAAGAGUGCAUUGUUAGGAGGAGCCAACUCGCCCAUGCCACAAACCAUCAAAUUGAUCGAUUUUGGAUCGGCCUGUUUUGAAGGAUACUCGGCACAUACGUACAUUCAGUCGCGCUUUUAUCGAAGCCCUGAAGUCCUCAUGGGCCUGCCCUACGAUUCGGCCAUUGACAUGUGGUCGUUGGGGUGUGUCGCGGCAGAACUAUUCCUGGGAUUGCCCAUUUUACCAGGAGUUCACGAACACGAUCAAUGCGGUCGCAUCAUUGAAAUGAUUGGAGAAAUUCCCGAUUGGAUGUUGGAGCAGGGCUCCAAGGCGACCAAAUAUUAUCUCAAGUAUGUACCGCGUAGUGCAAAUAGCAGUCAGGGCAGCGGGAGCACUGGCAGCGAUCGUGCCGUGGCCGAGUCUACCAAUGGCAGGCCGAUGCUACCGCAAUGGCGACUCAAGAGUCAAGAAGAAUACAUCAAGUCUUUGACGCAAAAUGAAAUUCGAAAGAAAGGCGGGCUGGCCAAACUGGAAAAGCAACCUGCCAAUCGAUACUUCAAACGAACGAAAUUGUCCGAUAUCAUCAUGUUGCACGGACAACACUGCGUUGGGGAUGAAAAGGAGUUGCUCGGCAUGUUUGUUCACUUUCUAUACGGGCUUUUGGAUCCUGAUCCUUGGAAGCGAUGGACGGCGUACCAAGCCUCCCAGCAUCCGUUUAUAACAGGCCAAACUGGUCAGUUACGGAAGAAGGGUCCCGAGACGAAACUAGACUACAAAGAAGAGAACCAGGCAAACAAACAUUUCGACGUAUACUGGGUCCCUCCGUGGGAUCCAGGUAUCUGCCGAAGAAAACUGCUCAACGUGCAACGAAUGCGAGAAAAGCAAAACGAUCGACGUCGGGGGUAUGCACAGCAGCAAGGUUCAGAUAGAAGCAACCAGCAAUCGCCCUCAAUGAAUUCCGUCAAUUCCAGAGCUCAGCCAAUGAUGGUGGCGGACAGUCCGUCAGUUGGUCACAUGUCUGUGGACGGUGGGAAGUCCUCGCCACCGUCACAAAUUGCUUCGAAACAACAGCUCCAAACUCAAUACGGCCGCGGAGGCGGAAGAAAACAGCCUCAGGGUGCCCUUGCGUCGAGCAUGUCCGCACUUGGCAGUGCUGGGCUGCAAGCACAAAUGGCACAGGAGCCCGUGCAGCAUGAGCAUCUCAUGAAAACGCCAUCCCAAACAGGCGUCCAACCACGAUUCGCCGGCCCUCAAAGUUUUACAGCGCAUGGAAACUACGAAGAGGGUCCUACGGACGCUGACUUUAUGUAUGCAUUGCAGAGGCCAGGGAAUGUUCCAGGGCUUGGACGAGACGACGCAACAGUGGCCUCGCAGGCUAGCAUCAGCGGGGCCAGUCUUGGCUCUUCUCACAUGUCAGUGAAUUCAAAUCAACAUCAUCACCAGCAGCGACAUCAUUACUCACAACAGCAGCAACAAUACGGCCAUGGACGAAUGAACCAGAAUUCGCUUCCUCGAUAUCAACAGACUGAAGCCACCAACGUCAGUUCGUUACCAAAUGCGGCUGCGUAUCCAAAUCAAUCUGCUGGAAUGAUAGGAGCUGGCGGGGUUUCUUUCCAGGGUUACGGCAACAGCAGUCUCAAUAACUUCGACCAGGGCCAGGGUGGCGUUCAGUAUCUUGCUCAACAGCAGCGACUCCAGAAGGAACAGCAACAACAACGAGCUCGAGGCGGAAGCCAGCAGCAGCAACAACCGCAGUCCAUGGAUCAAGGCCAACCUCAACUGACUCAAUAUCAACACGAAAUGCUGAUCCUAGAGCAGCAAAAGCAACUGGCAGCACUGCAACAACAACACCAACAACAACUGGCAGCUCUUCAACAACAGCAGCAAAUGGCCUUCCAGCAGCAACAACAACAGUUCAUGACGCAGUACGGGCAGACUGGCAACGGCUAUUAUUACGUGACGUCGGCGGACGGAACUCCCGUGUUGAUGCAAGGUGGUGGUGGUGGCGGUCAGCCCAUGGGUGCCUCUUACGAUGGCUCUGCAGCAAGUGGAGCCUACAUGAUGCCGCCACAGCAAGGCGGUGGGUCAAUGAGGGAUCGAAAUGCGGGUGGCAGGAGACCUUCAGGUCAUGGGCACGGGCAGAGAAGUUACGGUCGGUGAGCUUCAUAAUUCAAUUCAAGCCUGGUUCCACUGCGCCCAACUUCAGCGGACGAGGAAGCUACAGCAAGUUAAAAGUUAUCAACUAUAGAGUGCCUUGUUACAUCAUCCUCGC
Messenger RNA from Seminavis robusta, 5017 nucleotides. The record is from the annotation of a GenBank genome assembly. NCBI's taxonomy places the organism in Eukaryota, Bacillariophyta, Bacillariophyceae, Naviculales, Naviculaceae.